AUGGGGCAGCCGCACUUCUCGAGACCGGUAAAUCCAGCUGCUUUCGCCGAAGAGGCGGAUCACCCCCCAGCUGAUGCCAGCAUGGGGGUAGACGUUUUGGAAUCGGGGGACACCACACCUCCGACGAAGAGGAAAAGCAAGUUCUCGAGCUUUGGCAAGAUCUUCAAACCUUGGAAGUGGAGGAAAAAGAAAAGCAGCGACAAAUUUAAAGAGACUUCAGAAGUUUUAGAACGAAAGAUUUCUAUGCGAAAGCCAAGAGAGGAGCUGGUAAAAAGAGGGGUUCUGUUGGAAGACCCUGAGCAGGAUGGUGAAGAACCAGACAAGCUGAACCCACCUGCACUGAAGAAUGGCCACACAGUCCCAAUCGGUGGUCCCGGGGUUUGUAACCUGGCCAGCCAGGAAGAAGAGGCCACAAAGCCAUCUAGCCUUCGGAAGCCUGUUCCAGCUGAGGAACCAAAGAAAAGGCAGGGCUCAUCCAGCAGCCAACCUGGGCCCGAACUGGAACCACCUCAGGAGUCCAGACAGCCUCUGCUUCCUCCAAAAAGACCUCCUUCCACUUCCCAAGAAGCAAACGAAGCGCAGGCGAAGGACCCAACGCCUGCCAGCAGCACUGCAAAAACUGCAUCCUCCACCACUGCCCCUGUUGCAGCAAAGACAGUGAAUUCCACAGCUGCCCCUUCCCCAGCCCCCAGGACACUGCCCCCUGCUCUUUCCAGUGCCAACACUACUGCUCCCACGAGUACAACCAGCACAGCUCCUGCCAAACAGCCUCCCGUCCCUCCUCCCAAACCCGUCAACAGAAAUAGCAACUCAGUAAUAGCUGAACUUUCUCAAGCAAUGAACAGUGGUACAGGCUUGUCCAAGCCUUCCCCUCCUCUCCCACCGAAGCGAGGCCUCCUGCCUAGCAACACGUCAGAGUCAGCUAUCGCUUCCAAGGCCCCAAACGACAGGACAGUGACAGCUAACCGCCCCGCUCCGAUAUCGAUACACAUGACCUCUGCUUACCCACCACCCUCGCCUUCACCGCCGCUGCCAACGCACAUACCCCCUGAACCUCCACGCAUGCCCUUGCCUGCCUCCACCCCUGUCUUGGACCCUCCACGCUCCCUGGACCUGCCCAAAGAGACUCCUCCUCCUCCUACUGAAGACUUCAGGUCCUUGGAAGUGUCCAAGAGGACGGCAGAGCAGGGGUUUGAACCUCACGUGCUGCCUCGCCUGCCCCAAAUCCCAUUGCACAUCCGUAUCCAGCAGGCUCUGGCCAGUCCUCUGCCCGUCACCCCGUCUGCUGAGGGCUCGCACAGGGCUCACUCGCUGCUCUUCGAGAACGAUGGCUUUGGAGAAGACAACAGCACCAUGGGCAGGGCGAGGUCCCUGCCCGUCACCAUCGAGAUGCUCAAAGUUCCAGACGAUGAGGAAGAGGAGGAAGAUGACCAGGAAGAGCAGCAGAAUUCAGGCCCUCGUGUGUAUAUUGGAGAUGUGCCAUCUGUCACAGUCAUCCCAAAACUGGUACCCCAAGUCCUGCCAGAGGAGCAGGAAGGAGAUGAAGGGAUGAGCGACUCUGACUCGGAGGGGCCCAUCCUGUACAAAGAUGACGAGGAUGAGGAAGAAGAUGAAAGCCAUAACAGCACGCUGGCUAACAAAGUGAAGAGGAAAGACACGCUAGCUAUAAAGCUGGGGAACGCAACCACGCCGCAGGAGUUUUUUUUGAAGAGCAAGGAGGAGUGGAAUGAAAUUCGGCACCAGAUUGGGACGACGUUGAUCAGGCGACUGAGUCAGAGACCGACAGCAGAAGAACUGGAGCAGAGGAACAUACUUCAACCGAAAAAUGAAGCUGACCGUCAAGCUGAGAAGCGAGAGAUCAAACGCAGGCUCACCAGAAAGCUUAGCCAAAGGCCUACAGUGGCAGAGCUGCAGGCCAGGAAGAUCCUGAGGUUUAACGAGUAUGUGGAAGUAACAGAUGCUCAAGACUACGACCGGCGAGCAGAUAAGCCAUGGACAAAGCUAACCCCAGCUGACAAGGCUGCCAUCCGGAAAGAGCUGAAUGAGUUUAAGAGCUGUGAAAUGGAAGUCCAUGAGGAGAGCAAGCAGUUCACGAGGUACCAUCGACCGUAAUCUUCCAAGAAGGGAGCAAGAGACCCAAGAGGACUGGAAGUUCUCUGCGUCCCUCUCCUAGGCAAUACAGCGAGGGUGCAGAACCUCAGCUCUUCCAAGAUUUGCCUUCAAAAAACAUAUCCAGAAAAGGGCUUUCGGCCAGGGAAAGGGGAAUCCUGUCUGAAUGUAGCAUUUCACUGGAACAAACAUGUCUCGAGUGCCAUCAGGCUGGAACUGAACACUAUACCUUGCGCGGCUCAGCAAUACGCCUCUGCUCUGGCGCCAGCACACCUGCCAGGAGACCACGCACGUGUGAAUGAACGGUUCGUUCCCAGCUCCCUUUCUCAGCCCUGACGGGCCCAGUUCUCAGCUGUACAUACCCUUUUGAGGGUGCAACUCCUUCAUUUCCUCCUCCUUAUCAAGACAGGGGGAAAAAAAAGGCAGCUCUAGUGUUGGAAAGCUGAGGAACAGAGAGUGGAUGUGCCAGGAAGCAUGUGUGUAUAUUAGCUGUGUACAGAGAACCCUGCGCAGAUGCUCGACCUGGCAGACAACUGACAAGUGACUCGUAAUUUUUUUGGUUUUGCUUGCGUCUCUGUUGUGUCCUUAAUGUCCUGAAUCACUA
Messenger RNA from Pterocles gutturalis (yellow-throated sandgrouse), 2713 nucleotides. RefSeq names its product phosphatase and actin regulator 4 (gene PHACTR4). The record is from RefSeq and is a predicted model, not a curated record. Gene Ontology annotation, molecular function: actin binding. The transcript has 13 exons. NCBI's taxonomy places the organism in Eukaryota, Metazoa, Chordata, Aves, Pterocliformes, Pteroclidae. The coding region runs from base 1 to 2112 and encodes 703 amino acids. Gene Ontology annotation, biological process: actin cytoskeleton organization; neural crest cell migration.